This is a messenger RNA of Lotus japonicus, 1216 nucleotides long. RefSeq lists its product as uncharacterized. The transcript is spliced from 3 exons. Bases 216 to 803 code for a protein of 195 amino acids. Lineage: Eukaryota; Viridiplantae; Streptophyta; Magnoliopsida; Fabales; Fabaceae. The record is from RefSeq and is a predicted model, not a curated record.
CCACUCGAUCCUUUGGUUUGUAGUUUCCCACGCCACUUUGUCAUCUUCUUCUUAUUCUCUCAUUCCACUGUUUCCUCUUAAACCUCUGCACCAACAAGCCACUGGGUUUUGCAAAGUCUACUCUUCUAUCAAUGGGGUUCGCAGUAAUCAAUAUCAUCUAGUUAUUCAGGAGGAACAAGAUCCACGAGGCUGCGUUUUCUCAUCAAACGACAACAAUGGGUCAGGCAUUUCGUCGAGCAUCUGGUAGAAUCCGAGCUGCAUCCGAAGCUGACACCUCAUCCUUGUCCAGGCCGAAGCCCGCCGUCGAUCACCGACCACCGACCAAGGUUGCCGCCGACAAGUCGGCUGAGAUCUCGAAGGCCGCCCAACAAGACGUGUUGGAAGCUGAUGAUCGUCCUAGAGUUAAUGUGGACAACAUUCUGGAAGAAAGAGACCCCUCAUAUGAUGCUAUGCUUGGUCAGAUGGUUGGCAGGAUUAAGUCAAAGCCUGGGGGGAAAUCUGAGAUGGGGGAGGCCUUUCUGGUUGAGAAGUAUAGGAGGCCCAUGCCAAGAUUACGAAAUACAAAACCAGAUUCUGGCGGUUAUGAGGAAAGGCCAGUCCCGACAGGCACUUUGAAUGUAGCACAGUUGCGCCAGAUCAUCCUCUUGCAUAAUGGCAAGGCUGAAGAUCACAAUGGGCCAAUGGAUGCCCAUCAGAUUGCUGAAAAAUUCCAGGUUGAUGUUGUUCAGAUUCAGAGGAUCUUGCAAUUCCUAUCUGAACCUCCAGAAGGCAGCAAAGAAGAUAAGAACAAAACGCCGAGAUAAAUAGCAUUACCAGCAUUGCUAACCGGUCCCUCUCUUACAAAAGGUGUCUUUCUCAUUGAAAAAUAUGGUUAUCUUCUACCGAAAGUUGAUGCCAAAGUUUCUGGCCUAAGGACUUCUUUCAACUUGUAUUUUACUGUAUUAAAAAGUGAUAGUGUGGCCCAAGUACUUAGAUUUUGUUAGGACCUUAUAAUAUCAACAGAUUAAAUUACCUUGUGAUGGAAAAUUACCUUUUGUGAGAGUUGGAAUAAGGGUUUGUAACCCAAAAGUCGAAUAUUUGUUUGUUCAUUUUUCAAUGCUUCACAGCAAUCUUCCCUAUUCAAGUCUUUAUCUCCAAUAAAACAGUAGCAGAUUGAGAUUUUGCUCUAAAAUAUGUAGGUUAUGUUUACAUUCUGUAUAAUUUCUUCUACAUUUCA